Messenger RNA from Megalops cyprinoides (Indo-Pacific tarpon), 611 nucleotides. RefSeq names its product ly6/PLAUR domain-containing protein 6B-like. Gene Ontology annotation, molecular function: acetylcholine receptor regulator activity. The record is from RefSeq and is a predicted model, not a curated record. Lineage: Eukaryota; Metazoa; Chordata; Actinopteri; Elopiformes; Megalopidae. The transcript has 5 exons. The coding region runs from base 87 to 611 and encodes 174 amino acids.
GUGAAAACAAACUGGACGAUGCGACGCAAGCUACUUCUGAAUGAACGCAAACAUCUUGUAGUGUUACACGAGGUGUUGUGACCAUAAUGAUGGGGUUUCCCACAGCCAUGCAUCAUGCGGUUGUUCUCCAGGCCCUUUUGCUUAUAACUGUGUGUGACUGGGGGAAUGCAAAUCACAUCAAUUUCUACAACGUCAUUCCGCCCGUGGAUGCUACCCCUUUCCCAAAGAGCUUCAAGUGCUUCACCUGUGAACACGCCUUAGACAACUACAGCUGCAACCGCUGGGCUGAGGACAAAUGGUGUCCACAGAACACAAGUUUCUGCAUGACAAUCCAUCGCUUCACUGGCCUUGGCAACAGCAUAUCUGUGACCAAACGGUGUGCUGUGAGAGAGGACUGCCAUGCAGCGGGCUGUCGUCACCACAGAGACAGUGGCUACACUGAGUGUGUAUCCUGCUGUGAGGGUAUGGCCUGCAAUGUGGAAGUCCCAACCAAUCACACCAACGCGGUGUUUGCAAUGAGACGUGCCCCCAGCGGAUCGGCAUCGCCUCUGCCUUCCGGGAGGGUCUCGUUUCUACUGGUCUCUCUGUCCAUGGCACUGGUGCUGUUAUGA